Ruditapes philippinarum (Manila clam) is the source of this 4192-nucleotide messenger RNA. Its product is annotated as allatostatin-A receptor-like. Bases 779 to 2011 code for a protein of 410 amino acids. The transcript is spliced from 3 exons. Gene Ontology annotation, cellular component: membrane. Gene Ontology annotation, molecular function: G protein-coupled receptor activity. Gene Ontology annotation, biological process: G protein-coupled receptor signaling pathway. The record is from RefSeq and is a predicted model, not a curated record. Lineage: Eukaryota; Metazoa; Mollusca; Bivalvia; Venerida; Veneridae.
AAAAUCCGAUACACGUCGCAAUGGUCAAAGGCUAUACAGGCAAAGCUGAUGCGAUUAUUUCCAUACAUGCCAGCUUACAAGGAGCCGUAUGUGCGAUUUAUUGAAUGUAAUAGCAUUGGCAGUUUGGCUGAUGUAAAAUGAAAUGUCAGUUGCAGUAAGCGGCUUUGAAUAAUUUGAAUACGAUCUUUAAGUUUUCGCAUUCGUGUUUGGAAAAUUUGAAAUGCUUGCUUAGUAACGCUUAUGUGGCGUUUAUUUUUGUGUUAAUUUUUUCUCAGUAAUAAGUUGAAGAUAACAGCAAGAUGAGCAUACAAGCGAGCUUCAAGAAACUAUGUAGAUUGUAAAGUUGUAUCAUUACGUUCUAAGAGAGACUAUUACUGUGCAGGUUUUCAGUUCUACAGAUGUUUCAACGACCUAGCUUAAUAACAGUAGUUGUACGAACAGAAAUGGAUUUAUAGAAAAGUUGCUUGUAACGAGUAUUUCUUUAGAUUUCUGUAACUGUUCUUUUGUUUGUAACAUUAAUAGGGAUUAUCAAGUCUAAAUUAGUUAAAAGAAAAUUAGAUAUUUUGAAAGUGUUUCAAUUAAAACCCGUCAAAUGACUCUAAAGGAAAUACACUCAUCAAGGAGUAAAAGGCUUUGUAGAAAAGGAUAGUCAUCACAAUUCGCCUCUUAUCCAUUCUGGAAACCUAGAGAAUAAGCAACGUAUUCAAUGUGCUCUGUUUGAUUUAACUGAUCACGUCGAGCGAAAAGUACCGUGCCUAUUCUUCUUGCAGUUCAAUUAAUGUUAAAAGGUUCCAGUAUGGAGGAGACAUUUUCCACGGUUUCCAUCAAUGCAUCGGACUUAAACCUUUCGUUGGUAAACGGAUCAGUUGAUAAUCUGUUAAACGACACCGGCGUCUUAGACGUUUUCUACAGAUUUGAACGAUAUAUGGUUGUAAUAAUCCCUAUAAUAUUCGGCCUUAUUGUUGCAGUUGGAUUUCUAGGCAAUCUUCUUGUGAUAGUUGUAAUAAUUAUGAACCAACAGAUGCGGAGUACAACAAAUUUACUGAUAUUGAAUCUUGCAUUUGCCGACCUUUGCUUCAUAGUUUUUUGUGUGCCUUUCACAGCUGCUGCGUACGCGCUACCACAAUGGCCAUUCGGGGAAGUUUGGUGUAAAAUUGUUCAAUUUCUUAUGUAUGUUUGUGCAUAUGCCAGUGUGUACACACUCGUUGUAAUGUCGUUAGAUAGAUAUCUUGCCGUCGUACACCCAAUAUCAUCGAUGUCAGUCAGAAAUCAAACAAACACACUCCGAAUACUUGUCAUCCUCUGGGUUAUUAUUGUUGCGGGCCAUAUCCCUCUUCUGUUUGAUUACCAGGUAGUCGCCUACGACUAUUUCGGUGAGGAUAGAUCAACGUGUAUAUCAAAGUAUUCAGCAGGUAACGACAUGCUAAUGUUGAAAAUAUUUUACGCAUCAUUCUUUAUGUUCGGAUAUCUAUUACCAUUAUCGCUUAUUUGUGUUCUCUAUGGAUUCAUGUUAAAACGUUUGCUCUAUGGGGUAGUUCCCGGAGGAUCGCAAAGAGCAGAGAGCAUCCGGUCGAAGAAACGAGUAACGAGGAUGGUAGUGAUUGUAGUUGCUAUAUUUGCACUAUGCUGGUUACCGAUCCAAGUGGUAUUUAUGGUGCAAAACUUUGGAUAUUAUUCUGACGAUAUUUCAUACAUAGCGCUCCAAAUGGUGGCAAACUGUCUUGCUUAUAUGAACUCAUGUGUGAAUCCUAUUUUAUACGCAUUUUUAUCUGACAAUUUUAGAAGAAGCUUCAGAAAGGUCCUUUGUUGUGGAGCAGGAGCAUAUACAAAGUUUGAGUAUGAACGCACAAAUAUCAGAAUCGAAAGACCCGAGAGAACAACGCCUUGUCAACAACCGGGAAACAAUACAUCCCACACUUCGGCGACAUCAACAACAAAUCUGCAAACAUACUACAAUAAUGCCGAAAACGGAAAUAAAUCUGUUAACCACUGUACACAAACAGAAGUGUAAAGCUUACCCAGCCAUACUCUUAUUAAAUGCCUAUUUAAGAAUAAGCUAUAUUUUAUCUGUUGUUGCACUUGAUGAACACUUAAGGCAUGCGUAAACAAUCAUGUUUAAAUGUUUGAUUAUUAGUUAAAAUAGUAAAAAGGUUGAAUGCUGAGUAUUCUGGUGACUUUCAUUGCGUUUCGAUUGAAUUUACAUUCAUACUGACAACAUUUAAUUUUUUCCAUGUUAUUCAUUUGUUUUUGCCUUUAUCAUUUUAACCUUUAAGAUGUCUGCAGUUCUUUAUGUUUUUCUUGACAUAUGUAAAUAGUGGUUUAUCUUCAAAUGUGCAUUGAUGACUGUUUCUCUUCAAUAUGGGGCAAGUUAUUUUUGCUUCACAAUUAUCAGCAUGCAAUUCACAUGUUUAUUGAUUUUUUUAAAAUAUAUCUGAAGGAAGUGACACUAUUACCAACACUAUUUUGAGUAAUUGUACAUAAAAUGUAUAUGCUAUUUGUUUUUAGGUGUUGUUGCGAUAGCUUGAAUAAAAUAUAGCUUUGAGUUCAUGAGUUUUCAAUAUUGUAUCGAUCAAAAUGACAUUUAGUAAUUUUAAAUGUUUUGUAAAUUGCAUUUGAUGUGUGCGACAGCGUUAUUCAAUCGUAAGCUACAUACCAAUUAUAAUACGAGUUCAAGAAAGUAUGUAAUACAUGUAUUUUUUAAUCAAAUCAUAUAUUGUUUCUUAUAAAAUGGUUCGCACUAGUACCAAGGUAUAUUUAAUUUAACAAUUUUUAUACAAAACAAGUUAGAGACAUCGUUUAUAAUUUGGCCUUUUGUUUAUAAAUAUGACGCAAUAAAGGCAUGUUUUGUACGUAUUAACCACAUUAUUUUAUACAGUUGGAAGGUAACAAAGUGGAAGGACAUCUGUUAUACUUUCUUCAGCCAUCUCAAGUGUCUUUCACAUGUGAAUAGAAUGUUUAGUAGUGUUGUCAUUCUGCUAUUUUUCUGUUAUUCAUUAUAAUUUCAUCCCUGGAAACAGCCAGGACUUACAUAAGUAACAUAUUAUACAUUGUUUUAUCAUCAGCAAAUGGAUAAAGAAAUGUGAUAUUUUGAUUACAUUUCAAUGUUGAAUGUUGAUUUUAAAGAUACCGUAUGUUGUAAUUAAGGAAAUAACAACACUUAAGUGACAUUUUAUAUAUAAUAAUAAUAAUAAUAAUAAUAAUAAUAUAAUUUUUCUUGAACAAUUUUCAACCAAACCAAGAUUAAAUUAAAUAUGUACUGCAAUGUUUAUGCGCAUUAUAAGUAAUCAGUAAAAUAUACAUAUUCAUUUCUUAUUGAAAAAUCUGGAUUAACUUUAUUCGAAAUCAAUUUCUAAUUACCUCCCUUUAUUUUCAUGAAUUGUAAAUUCGGUAAUAUUUUUACAAAUAAUGCUUUUUGGAACUUAUAAUAUUGAUAAAUCUUCAUUUGAGCAUCAUAUUUUUGCUAUAAAACCAUAAAACUUUUGAGUCACAGGAUCUUUAAUUAUUAAUUAAUAAAAUAACUAUACAUUUUGAUAAAGAAUGUGAAUAUUCCACAGCUUCAUUUAAUGUUGUUAUUUUUUUAAAGAUACUAAAUCAAGCACGCAAUUUUUAAUAUUGCUUUCUGCCUUCAAUUUGUUUUUUAUUUUAUAAAUCACUCAGUUUGUUUUUUCUUUUAUUGUUUCUUUUUAAACGUUAUUUUGAAAUUUCCAAUAACAUAUUUCUGGAUUUCAAAUGCUUUGUAAGUUAUUAAAGAUUACGAUAAUAUAUUAUGAGGUCUUCAAAAUUAGUUUUAAUAAAACGUCCGAAAUACCCAAAUGAUCACAUGGAUUAGUUUGUAUAUUUUAGUAUAUUCCCUUUCCGAUAUUUUAUUGUACAUAUGUAUUAACCGAUAUUAAAAGCAGACAUUCUUUUCAGUUAUCCUAUUUUUAAUAAACACUUUUCGUUUCAUUUACAGAGAAACUUUCAAUAUUUCUAUCAGAGAUAUGUUUGGUUUCGGUCUAUAUGAGAUUGGUUGAAAAUAUUUCAGCUUUUAUUGCGCGAAACGAAUACCAAGAAUAUUACCGUGUAUUAUGUUCAGUUGUGUUAUUACAUAUGAUGCUAUAUUGAUGUAUUACUGAGUUGGUAAGUGCUGCCCGUUUAGAGAGCUAUAAUUGUAGAUAAGUAGCAUUAUAAUAAAGUUGUAUUAUGUUUGUCA